Messenger RNA from Symbiodinium sp. CCMP2456, 1722 nucleotides. The record is from the annotation of a GenBank genome assembly. Lineage: Eukaryota; Dinophyceae; Suessiales; Symbiodiniaceae.
AUGCGACAGCACAGGACCAUCGUGGGCAUGGACGCGAAUGAAAUCUUUUCACACUCGGAGAGUGCGUCUGCCUUCCCGAAAGGCCACACCGGCAGAGGGGAAACCAUCUUGACCUGGCUGGCAAACGGAGACUUCAGGUUCCCGGAGCAGCAACUGCACCUGCCGUCGCACUUUCCCUACUCCGGACAAAACCCCCGGCGCCUGGACUACUUGGUUUGCAGGGGCAUCCACCUGGGAGGAGGACACGUCGGAGACCACCGAGACAGAGCGCACUCAGACCAUGAGCCCAUCAUUGGGCACCUUCCUGUCCGAGUUGAGCAGAAACAAUUCCACAAAGUGUGGGGACCCAGACACCUCCGGCACGACUUUCAGGACACACUCAGUCUGGGGCAUUUCCUACAUGGAGAUGCACACCACCAACUGGCGGCCGUCUGCAAAGCCAUGACGAACCCGGGAAGAGCCAUGGACAAGUUCGACGAGACCAAAAAACUCAAACAACUCCGACGUGAAGCACAGCGCACGCCUCCGGGGCCUGCCCGAAGGACGGCAUGGAAAGAAGUCCAGGCCAUGCACAGGCAGGAGAAAAAGCAGUGGCACACCAAACUCAACGAAGCCGCCAGCAAGCAAGACUGGCGCUCGUACCGGGCACAAAAGCACCUUCUACGCACCCGAGAGUGGGAACACUACCUGCUGGACGACGCCAACUGGCAAGGUACCCUCAAGCACCACUUUGAGGGCAUCUUCUACAAGGAGGACCCGUCUCAGGUAACCCUUCAGAUCACGGAGAUGAGGCGUGAGUUGGCGCGCCUCUGCAAAGUAACCCCGUGGCACCCCUUCACGCUAGAGGAGCUCCAGGUGACAGAAGGGCGCUGGCCGCGCCGGAAAGCGGCGGGACCCGACGGGAUCAUCCACGAGGCACUCAGUCAGCUACUGCGAGACGACGGUUGGACGCACAGGAUCGUCUACCUCAUCAAUGACAUCUUCUACAAGGGCACCCUCCCAGAGCUGCUGGAGAAAGGCGUCACCGUCCUUCUACCAAAAACCGCGACCCCGGAUGGUUGGCCCGAUACCCGCCCCAUUACCAUCUCGUCGGCAAUCCUUAAAUGGAUCGCGCAACUGGUCCUACGGCGCACACAACACCUUUUCAGACCUGUGUGCACACUACAGUGGUGCGCGAAAGGCCGCCAGUCAGUCGAAAUGCUGCUGGCGAUACGCAAAAUUGCUCGGAUGGCGAGGGACUGGGGGGGACCCUUCUUCAUCAUCAAGAUUGACGUGAGGAAGGCGUUUGACAGCGCCACCCAAACGAGUAUGGGACGACUGGUCACUACACACGUUGGAAGACGAGGGCACCCGUGGGAGGCACGCAUCUGGCUGGCACUCCUACACGCCUCCCAGAUGGACAUCCAGUUUGGGAACACCACUAUCCGUAUUCGCCAGAGCAACGGAGUACGCCAAGGAGGCCCAGACUCACCCGUCGCCUUCUCGGCGCUGGUGGGGGACGCCUUGCUCCAAACGGCGUCGGAAGUCACCAUCUGCGCAUGGGGACCAGAUAAGAAAAAGCCGCCACCCCCGCACCACACAGCGGGGUACAUGGACGACGUUUACGCUUGGGGGGAGAACCCGAACCACGUCCAGCAAGUUAUGGACACCUUGGAAAAGAUCUUUGCCACCCACGGCCUUUUUGUCAACCACAAGAAGACGAGCGCGAUCGCCAACGAAGGA